Molecule: messenger RNA, 1124 nt
Organism: Musa acuminata AAA Group (dessert banana)
Lineage: Eukaryota; Viridiplantae; Streptophyta; Magnoliopsida; Zingiberales; Musaceae
Product: probable xyloglucan endotransglucosylase/hydrolase protein 32
Exons: 4
Coding region: 1-885 (294 amino acids)
Biological process (GO): xyloglucan metabolic process; cell wall biogenesis
Cellular component (GO): cell wall; apoplast
Molecular function (GO): xyloglucan:xyloglucosyl transferase activity; hydrolase activity, hydrolyzing O-glycosyl compounds
Source: RefSeq, a predicted model, not a curated record
AUGGCUCUCCUCCUCUUCUCCUCCAUUCUGCUCUCCAUACUACAAUGCAGCAGUGCUCAGCCCUCCCCUGGCUACUACCUAAGUAGCAGGUUCAAGCCUUUGCCUGGCUUCUACCAUGGAUACAACACUCUGUGGGGGCCCCGGCAUCAAACAGUCUCAGCAGACCAGUCCUCGGUGGCCAUCUGGCUCGACAGGAGCUCAGGCAGCGGAUUCAAGUCGAAUCGCCCAUUUCGAAGCGGCUAUUUUGCGGCAUCGAUCAAGCUCCAACCUGGCGACACUGCAGGAGUGAUCACAGCUUUCUACCUGUCGAACAACCAAGUGCAUCCUGGGUUCCACGACGAGGUGGAUAUCGAGUUCCUGGGGACUACUCCGGGGAGGCCAUACAAGUUGCAGACGAAUGUGUACGUCAAGGGGAGCGGCGACGGCCGGGUCAUCGGGAGGGAGAUGAAGUUCCACCUGUGGUUUGACCCUGCUGCUGACUUCCAUCACUACGCUAUCCUGUGGAACCCAAAUGAGAUCAUAUUCUUCGUCGACGACAUACCGAUACGGCGGUACCCGAGGAGGAGCGACGACACGUUCCCGCUGCGGCCGAUGUGGGUGUACGGGACGAUCUGGGACGCGUCGUCCUGGGCCACCGACAACGGCAAGCACAGGGUGGACUACCGCCACCAGCCGUUCGUCGCCAGGUUCACCAGGUUCGUCGUGCGAGGCUGCUCCGCGUACGCGCCGCCGCGGUGCCGCCCGGUGCCGUCCUCGCCGUCCGGAUUCGGGCUCAGCAAGCAGCAGCUCGCCGCCAUGGCCUGGGCGCAGAGGAACUACAUGGUGUACGACUACUGCAGGGAUGACCGGAGGGACCGUUCCUUGACUCCCGAGUGCUGGGCUUGACGCCGCUGCAAGUAGUCACAUGGGAGUGUUUAGUGUUGGUUUUAGGGGACUGAUGGGGGAGAGGAAAUACCGCCGUUAAAUAAUUCGUGGUUGCUAUUGGUCGCAUGAUGAAGAAAGCCUGUAGAGAGGAUAGAAGAAGAAUAACUCACAGCCUCUCAAACGCGUCGUACUGUAAGCGCGUCGAAGCCGCGUUGCCCAGUGACUGUUCUUUGUUUUAUUCCAUUGUCUUCUGUCUCGUA